Messenger RNA from Aethalodelphis obliquidens (Pacific white-sided dolphin), 2132 nucleotides. It is a transcript of the gene GDPGP1, whose product is annotated as GDP-D-glucose phosphorylase 1. Gene Ontology annotation, cellular component: cytoplasm. Lineage: Eukaryota; Metazoa; Chordata; Mammalia; Artiodactyla; Delphinidae. The record is from RefSeq and is a predicted model, not a curated record. The coding region runs from base 787 to 1944 and encodes 385 amino acids. Gene Ontology annotation, biological process: glucose metabolic process. Gene Ontology annotation, molecular function: GDP-D-glucose phosphorylase activity. The transcript is spliced from 5 exons.
GGAGCCCAGGCCGCACGACCCCGCCUCCUGGAUGGGCGGGACGGGCCGCGCCGCGUGCCUGCGUGCAGCUUGCGCAGGCGUUAAGGGUGCCACGACCUCGCUAUGGCCCCGGCAGGAUUUCGGGGGAAGGCGAGCGUGUUCGCCUCACCUGCAUUGCGUGGCGGCGGGGACGGGGCGGCUUUGUGUGGAGACCGGUAAGGGGCAUUAGGGAAGUGUUUGGAGCAAGGGUAACCGAGAAACCUUGUGACUCGCUGAGUGGCCCGAGGCGGUCGGCUGCCCCUCUGCCCAACGAGGACUCUUCCACUCAGACGUUACCACCGAGCACCUGCCGUACGUGUUGCAACCCUCAUACCACCUCUCCAGAAAUAACCAUAACCUUUCUGCCUACUGAGGCCGUUUACUGAGGGCCCACUGAAGCGCUCUGCAUAGCUUCAGUUCUUACAACAGUUCUGCAAGGACAAUGCUUGACACAUGGUAGGCUCUCAAUAUUUAUUGGAUGCAUGCAUGAAUGAAUUAACCUACACUGUUCCAAAAGGUGAGGAUCACAAGCUACUGCGUGGAGGAGGUGGAGUUUCUAAAAUGCUGAUCCAUAGACCACUCUCUCGUUACACACGUGCACCAAUGGAGAAGCAAAGAGAACCCUGGUCAUCCCACGAGAGGAACAGCUCCUCAUCCAACAGUCUUCAGAAGGCUACACGUGCAGUCCCUGCGCCCGUCCAGUUUCUGGACCAGCAGAGCUGAGGGUACCCAAACUUGUACUGAGGCAACUCUACUGAGGUCAGCCCCAUGGCUAUUCCACAUGGUUCAAAUGAAACUUCCUAUUUGCUACCUCCAAACAGUGAGGACUGGGGAGGGCACGGCAUUCCUGACUUUGUCUAUGGGCAGAAGGAACUCGUGCCAGAAGGGAUUCAGUGGCCAAGGAGCGGACCCAGCCUUCUGGACACACUGCCACUGUCUCGCUUUGACUCUGCCCUCUGCUUGGCCUGGAGGCAGCGGAUGGAGCUGGGGCUGUUCCGCUACUGUCUGGGGGAGCUGCAGACCCAAACCCUUCCUGGUGCCGUGGGUUUUGUUGCUCAGCUGAAUGUGGAGCGAGGUGUGCAAAGAAGGAGCCCCCAGAACAUCAGGAGCGUGAGGCAGGCGUUUGACCCUGAACAGUUUAACUUCAACCAGAUCCGGCCAGGAGAAGUCCUCUUCCGCUUGCACCGGGAGGCCGAUCUCCCCAGUGCUCUCCAGCAAGACGACAUCCUCGUGGUGAUCAAUGUCAGCCCCUUGGAGUGGGGCCACGUGCUGCUGGUGCCCGAGCCCACCCGAGGGCUCCCCCAGCGCCUGCUGCCAGGGGCACUGCAGGCCGGGGUUGAAGCUGUGCUGCUGAGCUCACACCCAGGCUUCCGAGUCGGCUUCAACAGCCUGGGUGGCCUGGCCUCAGUGAACCACCUCCACCUGCAUGGCUAUUACUUGGCCCACAGACUGCCCGUGGAGGGGGCCCCAAGCAAACCCCUGGAUCCUGGGGGCCGUCUGCAUCUGCUCCAGGACCUCCCAGCUCCUGGCUUCCUCUUUCACACAAGCGGGCCAGGGCCCGACUUUGAAGCCUUGAUAAGCAGGGUAUGUCGGGCCACUGACUAUCUGGCUGACCACGAGAUUGCACAUAACUUGUUUGUGACCCGGGGGGCUCCACCUGGAAAGACAUCAUCUUCCUCAGCCCUCACGGGGGUCCGAGUAAUUCUUUGGGCCCGGAAGUCCAGCUUUGGGAUAAAGGAAGGCGAGGCCUUCAAUGUUGCCCUCUGUGAGCUGGCCGGGCACCUCCCUGUCAAAACGUCCCAGGACUUCAGCAGCCUGACAGAGGCGGCGGCUCUGGCCAUCAUCCGAGACUGUCUGCUGCCCCCAGCCCAGGCGGGAGAGGUGCAGGCAGCACUGGUGGCCUUGAUAGCCAAGGAGGAGCAGUAAUCCUUCCAGAAGUAUUUAUUUUGUAACCGAUCUAAGUCUCUUUCCGGAAAGCUGUUCAUCAUGAUCAUGUGGGCACUUUCAUGAAUGCCUUCUCACCUGUCGCAGCCUAAGGGGAGGGAUAAAGAAUUGGUAAGUGGUCUCUUUAAGGAGGAGGAUACCUUGGAAUAAAUCGAAUGAAUGAGCCCUCA